Molecule: messenger RNA, 987 nt
Organism: Maniola jurtina (meadow brown)
Lineage: Eukaryota; Metazoa; Arthropoda; Insecta; Lepidoptera; Nymphalidae
Exons: 4
Coding region: 103-963 (286 amino acids)
Source: RefSeq, a predicted model, not a curated record
UGAAAUUAACGUGAGUGGACGUACAUUUAUAUACUUAUCUUAAUAAUUGUUAUUUAAAUUAUUCUGAAUAUAGUGUUGUUUCUAUAGUGUAGGACAUUUUCCAUGACCCAUUCUGUAAUAGGAACUUCAGGAAUGGAUCUCCGACUACAUAGCAAACAAUUCAUCUCCAAAUUCAUAGAGGAAUUUCGGAAGAACUCUUGUCUAUGGAACAUUCUCCACCCAGAGUACAAAAACAAGAAGUCAAGGAUGAAGGCCUACAACCGACUACUGAAAUUUUCAAAGGCAGCCGAGCCAAAUAUUACGAUCGAUGAAAUAAAAAAGAAGAUCCAGUCAAUGCGAGCCUCGCAUAGAAAAGAAAGAAGGAAAGUGGCUGGAAGUCUUCUAAAAGCCACCAGUCCGAAAGAAUUCUAUGUACCGAAAUUGUGGUAUUACAAAGAGCUUGAGUUUCUGAACACACAAAUGGAAGAAACAUUUGAAACGACCAAUGUUGACGAAGAUGACCGAUUAUCUGAGAAGUUCAAGAAUGACAAUAUUUCUGAAAAUUCCAUUAAUUUUGAUGAAAUUGAAGUAAAAAUACAGCCAAGCGAUGAUGAUGACAAUGAAUCUGUAAAAUCCAUUACAUCAAAUCUUUCAUUGACUACUGCAAAUCCACUCCACGAAACAUGGGGGUCACCAUCCACCUCUACAUCUAAGAAACCAAUGGAAACGAAUCAGCCCUUAGAACAGAACAUACGAAAUAACAAUCCAAACGAGACCUUUAAUUAUAUCGCAAGAAAAUUAGACCAUAACAUAGAUGAAUUCGACAUAUUUGGCCAAAGUGUUGCAGCAGAAUUGAGAAAAAUGAACAGCAGGCAGCAAAUUAUAGCUAAAAAGUUGAUGAAUGACGUCAUUUUUCACGGACAACUUCAACACUUGACAGUUGAUGCGCAAAUUCAAAUUAAUAAUUUUUAUACGGAAUCUUAGCUUAAUUCUAUUAUUAUUUAGAAA